This is a messenger RNA of Saccostrea cuccullata (small rock oyster), 802 nucleotides long. Its product is annotated as S-methylmethionine--homocysteine S-methyltransferase BHMT2-like. The transcript is spliced from 6 exons. Lineage: Eukaryota; Metazoa; Mollusca; Bivalvia; Ostreida; Ostreidae. The coding region runs from base 104 to 802 and encodes 232 amino acids. The record is from RefSeq and is a predicted model, not a curated record. Gene Ontology annotation, molecular function: zinc ion binding; methyltransferase activity.
AACUUUUAUGCUGGUGUUGCAUGAAGGUCAAUAGAUAAGUACUCCUGGUAUUUCACAUGUGUUAGUUCAGUUCCUGAUAUUGGUAGAGAGAAGCACUCUAAUAAUGACUGUGGAAGGUUUGCUGGAACGUCUGAAGAGUAAGAAGGACAUUGUAGUAGCAGAAGGAUAUAUUUUUGAAUUUGAGCGCCGAGGCUACUUGAGGGCAGGAUGUUUUGUUCCAGAGGUUGUGCUUAAUCACCCGCAGUUGGUCCGGGCUCUCUAUGAAGAAUUCGUCCAUGCAGGAAGUGAAGUUGUACUUGCUUUUACUUACUACGGGCAUCGAGAAAAGUUGAAACUGAUUGACCGGGAGAAUGACCUGAAAGAACUGAACAUUAAAGCUCUAAAACUUGCCAAAGAAGUUGCUUUAAAGACAGGGACAUUAAUGGCAGGGAAUAUUUGCAACACGACUGUAUUCGAGCGCGGAAACCAAGAAGCAAAUGAUACUGCUAGAAAAAUGUUUAAGGAACAAAUAGAGUGGGCCGUUGAAUGUGGCGCGGACUUCAUUGUAGCAGAGACGUUCAGUGAAUAUGCCGAAGCUGAACUGGCCCUACAGUGUAUUAAGCAAUAUGGAAAAGGACUACCAUCAGUGGUGUCCAUUGUUCCCCAUGGUAAAAAUACCACGACAGAUGGAUUGACAUUUCCUGAAGCUUGUAGAAAGCUAGAGGAGGCUGGGGCGGAUGUGGUAGGACUCAACUGCUGCAGGGGCCCAAAAACCAUGAUGCCUCUCAUAAAAGACAUAAGAAAAGUUUGCAAGGCGACAUAG